UUUCCAAGCAGUGGCCUUGGCAGAAGUCUUUCUCUUGAGUCAGGCAGAGGAUGAGAAGCAGGAAAGGCAGAUGCGGGGCCUGUCGGGAGAAGCAGCUGCCAAUUUCUGUGUGGCACAGGAUUCUCCAUCUGACAGUGGACAGGGCCUGCCGUCCGGGGGGAUUUUGCAUGUUGGAGACCAAAGUACCAUUCCCGUGGAUGGAGGAGCAUCCCCCGAAACGCCUUCAAGGUCAACACCGGGUUAUGCUGGAGGCGAAACGGUCCCUGCGCAGCCAGAUCACGGUCUGCUGACCUUGAAGGAGGUGUCCGUGCAUUUCACCGAGGAGGAGUGGGCUCUGCUGGACGCAGGCCAAAGAGCUCUGCACAGGGAAGUCAUGCUAGAGAAUUAUGGGAUGGUGGCCUCUCUGGAAGGUGACAUGCGGGAGAGCAAGAAGGAGGGAAGGCCGAAUGCGAUUUUGUUGGACAGAGUCAAGCUGAGUGGGGGGGAUCAGCCGAGGAGGAAAACAGAAGUGAAACGGAAGAGGGAGAAUAAAUCCUUUGCUUUGCAGGAUGCAAAUUUUCAUAAAUUCCCAAUCCAGGAAAAAACAGAUGAAGGAAAGGAAAAGAAGGGUGAUAUUUGGGAAAGCAAGAAUGAAGGAGAAUCACAUGAGAUGACACUGGAAGGAGCAGGAUAUAUAACCGAGGAGCCGAUGUGGAAAAUUGAAAUAAAACAGGAAAUAGGGAGUGACUCCUCUGCCUUUCAGGGCAGCGACUUCCAGGAGAUCCCUGUCCAAGAAAAAAUGGGGAAAGGAAAAGAAAGGAGCUGGGAGAGUAGGGCUGAGGGAGAACCACAGCAAGUCUCACUGGAAGGACUGGGAAGUACAGAAGAAGACCAUCUGUGGAAAAUUGAAAUAAAAGAAGAAACGGAGAAUGAAUCCUCCACUUCUCAGGGUGGUGACUUUCCCGAAAUCCCGAUCCAAGUUAAAAUAGGGAAGGGAAAGGAAAGAAGUAAGUGUCCCAUUUGUGGGAAAAGCUAUAGUUGUAAAUCGAGUUUUAAUGCUCACUGGAGAAUCCACACAGGGGAGAAUCUGUAUGAAUGCUUGGUCUGCGGAAAGAAUUUCAUUCAGAGUUCACACCUCACUUCACAUUUAAGAAUCCACACAGGGGAGAAACCAUUUCAAUGCCUGGAGUGCGGAAUGAGCUUCAAAUGGAACGAGCAACUCCGUUCACAUAAAAUAGUCCACACAGGCAAGAAGCCAUACCAAUGCAUGGAGUGUGGGAAGAGCUUCAUUCGCAGCACGCAUCUUACUUCGCAUCAGCUAAUCCACACGGGAGAGAAACCGUACAAAUGCAACGAGUGUGGAAAGAGCUUCAUCCGGAGUACCGAGCUCACUAUCCAUCAGAGAAUCCACACGGGAGAGAAGCCGUAUCAGUGCUUAGAGUGUGGGAAGAGUUUCUCUCAGAGCACCAACCUCACCUCGCACAAAAGAAUCCACACUGGGGAGAAGCCGCACAAAUGCCUGGAGUGUGGGAAGAGCUUCACUCAGAGGAAGUCCUGCCUCUUACACCAAAGGAUCCACAAAGGGGAGAAACCAUAUGUGUGCUUGGAGUGUGGGAAGAGCUUCAGCGAGAUGAUCAACCUAGCAAGGCAUCAAACAAGGGUUGAGUUGGAGGAGAAACCAUAUAAGUGCCUGGAGUGUGGAAAGAGUUUCAAACAGAAGAUAAACCUCAUUUCCCAUGAACGAAUCCACACAGGGGAGAAACCUUAUGAAUGUCUGGAGUGUGGAAAGCGCUUCAGACAAACAACACACCUUAUAUCACAUGCAAGGAUUCACACGGGUGAGAAACCAUACCAGUGCUUAGAAUGUGGGAAGAGUUUCAGUCAGAGCACAACCCUUAGUUUGCAUCAGAGUAUUCACACAGGGGAGAAACCAUAUAAAUGCUCAGAGUGUGGGAAACGCUUCCACCAGAGGACAAAACUAAUUACACACCAAAGUGUUCACACAGGGGGAAAACCCUUUAAAUGCCUGGAGUGUGGGAAAAACUUCAGUCAGAGUGCAUAUCUCAUUAGACAUCAAGGAAUCCACACAGGGGAGAAGCCAUACAGGUGCUUGGAACGUGGGAAAAGCUUCAGCCAGAGAGUAAAACUUGCUUCACAUCAAAGAACCCACACAGGGGAGAAGCCUUUUAAAUGCUUGGAAUGUGGGAAAACCUUCAUGCAGAGCACAGGUCUCAUUAGACAUCAAGGGAUCCACACAGGGGAAAAGCCAUUUAAAUGUCUGGAAUGUGGGAAAGGUUUCACUCAGAGUGCCGAUCUGAUUAGACAUAAAAAAAUUCACACAGGAGAGAAACCAUUUAAAUGCUUAGAGUGUGGGAAGAGCUUCUCGCAAAAUAGAUAUCUUAAUUCACAUCAAAGAAUCCAUACAGGGGAGAAGCCAUACAAAUGCUUGGAGUGUGGGAAGAGCUUCUAUCAUAGCAGAGAUCUUACUUCACAUCAUAGAAUCCAUACAGGGGAGAAACCAUAUAAAUGCUCACUGUGUGGGAAAAGCUUCUCUCAAAGUAGAGUUCUUAGUUCACACCAAAGAAUUCACAGUGGAGAGAAACCAUUUAAAUGCUUGGAGUGUGGGAAAAGCUUUUUUGCACAGGCGAAGCUAAUUAAUCACCAAAGAACCCAUACAGGGGAAAAACCAUAUAAAUGCUCAGAAUGUGGGAAGAGCUUCAGUCAGAAGAUAAACCUUACCUCACAUGAAAGAAUCCACACCGGGGAGAAACCAUAUAAAUGCUUAGAGUGUGGGAAAAGUUUCUGUCACAGCUCAGGCCUUAAAUCCCAUCAAAGAAUCCAUACAGGGGAGAAACCAUUUCAGUGCUCAGAAUGUGGAAAAAGUUUCAGUCACAAGAUAAAUCUCACAUCACAUGAAAAAAUCCACACAGGGGAGAAACCAUAUAAGUGCCUGGCAUGUGGGAAGAGCUUCUGCCAGAGCUCAGGCCUUAAGGCUCACUGGAAAAUUCACACUGGGGAGAAACCAUUUAAGUGCCCGGAGUGUGGGAAGAGCUUCCGACAGAGGGCAAAACUAAUUACCCAUCAUAGAGUCCACACGGGAGAGAAGCCCUUCAAAUGCUUGCAGUGUGGAAAGAGCUUCAUUCAGAACGAAUGCCUGACUUCCCAUUUAAAAACACACUCAGGGGAGAAGCCAUUUAAAUGCCUGCAGUGUGGGAAAAGCUUCAGCUGGAGUCAUAACCUGACAUCGCAUCAAAGAGUCCACACAGGGGAGAAACCAUAUCAUUGCUCUGAGUGUGGAAAGAGCUUUACUCAAAGAAAAGACCUUACUUUCCAUGAAAGAAUCCACACCGGGGAGAAACCCUACACCUGUUCUGAAUGUGGAAAGAGCUUCCACCAAAACGCACACCUGACUUCUCACCAAAGGAUCCACACUGGGGAGAAGCCAUACAAAUGCCUGGAAUGCGGGAAGAGCUUCACCCGGAGUUUGAACCUCACUUCACACCAGAGGAUACACACUGGGGAGAAGCCAUUCAACUGCUUGCAGUGUGGGAAAAGCUUCAGCUGGAGGCAUAACCUUACUUCUCAUCAAAGAGUCCACACUGAAGAGAAGCCCUUCAAAUGCUUGCAGUGUGGAAAGGGCUUCAUUCAGAAGGAAUUCCUGACUUCCCAUUUAAAAACACACUCAGGGGAGAAGCCAUUUAAAUGCUUGCAGUGCGGGAAAAGCUUCAGCUGGAGCCACAACCUGACAUCCCAUCAAAGAAUCCACACAGGGGAGAAACUUUAUACUUGCUCUAAGUGUGGGAAGAGCUUUUCUCAGAGGAGAGACCUGCAUUCCCACGAAAGAAUCCACACAGGGGAGAAACCCUACACCUGUUCCGAAUGCGGAAAGAGCUUCCACCAGAAAGCACACCUGACUUCUCACCAAAGGAUCCACACCAGGGAGAAGCCAUACAAAUGCCUGGAGUGUGGGAAGAGCUUCAGUCAGAGUUCGAACCUCACUUCACACCAGAGGAUGCACACUGGGGAGAAGCCGUACAAAUGCUUGCAGUGUGGGAAAACCUUCAGCUGGAGCCAUAACCUGACAUCCCAUCAAAGAAUCCACACAGAGGAGAAGUCGUUCCAGUGCUUGGAGUGUGGGAGGAACUUUAAUAAGAAAACAAGUCUCAUUUCACAUCAAAGGAUGGAGAAAGGAAAGAGGAAGAGGAAAUGCCUUGUGUGUGGGAAAAUUUUGAGCUGGAAGUCUAGCCUCAAGGAUCAUUGGAAAAUUCACACUGGGGAGAAACCAUUUAAGUGCCCGGAGUGUGGGAAGAGCUUCCGACAGAAGGCGAAACUAAUUACCCAUCAAAGAGUCCACACGGGAGAGAAGCCCUUCAAAUGCUUGCAGUGUGGAAAGAGCUUCAUUCAGAAUGAAUGCCUGAAUUCCCAUUUAAAAACACACUCAGGGGAGAAGCCGUUUAAAUGCUUACAAUGUGGGAAAAGCUUCAGCUGGAGUCAUAACCUGACAUCUCAUCAAAGAAUCCACACAGGGGAAAAACCAUAUCAUUGCUCUAAGUGUGGAAAGAACUUCACACAGAGAAAAGACCUUACUUCCCAUGAAAGAAUCCACACAGGGGAGAAGCCCUACACCUGUUCUGAAUGCGGAAAGAGCUUCCACCAGAAUGCACACCUGACUUCCCACCAAAGGAUCCACACCGGGGAGAAGCCAUAUGAAUGCCUGGAGUGUGGGAAGAGCUUCAGCCGGAGUUCGAGCCUCGUUUUGCACCAAAGGACGCACACGGAGGAGAAACCGUUCAAAUGCUUGCAGUGUGGGAAAAACUUCAGUUGGAGCCAUAACCUGAUAUCCCAUCAAAGAAUCCACACAGAGGAGAAGUCGUUCCAGUGCUUGGAGUGUGGGAGGAACUUUAAUAAGAAAACAAGUCUCAUUUCACAUCAAAGGGUACACUCAAAACGUUUGGGAAAAGGAUCCUGUGAAUAACCACUUGGUCUUGCCUGCUCUAGGUUCACAAAUUGUCCCUGUUUCCCGAAAUGCCACCUGUUCCCAGAAUCCCAUGAAUUACAAACCAAUCCAAAAGGAAUAUUUCCAGUACUUUUAUAUCUAAAUGAACAAAUUAUAAUCGUUCAAAUAUGAAAAUAAUGCUUGGCAGUAGAAAUUGAGAUGUCUAAAAAUGGCACAAUGACCUUAUGAAUAUAUUGGACCUUAACAUAGUAGUAACAAAUAAAAUAUGAAUAAAUUAAAA
Messenger RNA from Gekko japonicus, 5216 nucleotides. Its product is annotated as zinc finger protein 721-like. Gene Ontology annotation, biological process: regulation of transcription by RNA polymerase II. The transcript is spliced from 12 exons. The record is from RefSeq and is a predicted model, not a curated record. Bases 71 to 4954 code for a protein of 1627 amino acids. Gene Ontology annotation, molecular function: DNA-binding transcription factor activity, RNA polymerase II-specific; RNA polymerase II cis-regulatory region sequence-specific DNA binding. Lineage: Eukaryota; Metazoa; Chordata; Lepidosauria; Squamata; Gekkonidae.